Molecule: messenger RNA, 579 nt
Organism: Colletotrichum orchidophilum
Lineage: Eukaryota; Fungi; Ascomycota; Sordariomycetes; Glomerellales; Glomerellaceae
Exons: 3
Coding region: 1-579 (192 amino acids)
Source: RefSeq, a predicted model, not a curated record
AUGAGACGACGGCCGAAGCCAGGAGGACCACAGAUGCCCGCCUGCUUGCGACCCUACCGGCAGGGACUUGUGGAGCGAAAUCUCCAUCUCCAAAGACGCCAAUUCCCCAUCCUGCCUGGCGGUGCCUGUUGCUGGCGUCCCAUUCCUUGCACUGGCCCACUCGACUGCCAAGACUGCCAACGGGGCACACAAUGCAGUCUUCUAGACGAAGGAUCGCUUGGCAGAUUUGCAUCCUGCUUAGUCCCAGAAUCAGAAUUUGGCUGCACCAGCAUUGUUGGAUCUUCGAUCGCCCAUCGUGGCAUCCCAAUUGCAAUGCCCAUGGCCCAUUGCACUAAGGCUCCGCUCCACUCCUCGCAAGUCAAAAGUGGCGCCCUCUGGAGGCUCCGCAUGUGCCCUGCUCAUGUCGAUAUCGCCAAGACCCGUUUAUGCCAUCAUGGCGCAACAGAGGUCGUACUAGGUACCCUGCAGCCCGUUGUCGCUCUGCCUUGGUACGGACCAUGUUGCAAUGCAGCAGCAAUAUCCCAUGGCGCCUCCACUGUUAUCUAUGUAUCUUCGGGCCUCGCGACCGCAUGUCAAUAA